GCGGGCCCGUGACCAUGCUGGGAGGCGACGAGUUCAUCAGCUCCCCGCCGAGGAAGACGGUGCGUUUCGGGGGCACCCUCCCCGACAUCCUGCUCAAGUACGAGAAGGGCGAAACCACUGAUUUUGAGUUGCUAAAGCAUCAACUGUCAGAUCCAGACAUAAAGGAUGCCCAGAUCAUUAACUGGCUGCAUGAAUUCCGAAUUUCUGUUGCAUACUUGACGAAAGACUUUGAACAACUGGUCAGCAUUUUGCUGAAAUUGCCAUGGUUGAGAAGAAGCCGAGAUGUAGUUGAAGAAUAUCUGGGUUUUCUUGGCAACCUGGUGUCRGCACAAACUGUCUAUCUUAGGCCAUGUCUCCGCAUGAUAGUAUCACAGUUUGUUCCUCCUCGGAUAACUAUCAGAGAGGAUGAUGUGGAUAUUUCAGAUUCUGAUGAUGAUGAAGAAAACCUUUCUGAAAACUUCAAUACAUGCCAUAGAGCAUUGCAGACUGUAGCAAGAUACGUUCCUUCAACACCUCAGUUUCUCAUGCCAAUACUGGUGGAAAACUUUCCGUUCAUUAAUAAAUCAGAAAGAACUCUGGAAUGCUAUGUUCAUAACCUGCUACGAAUUACGGUGUACCUUCCAACGCUGAGGCUUGAAAUUCUGGAACUUAUUAUUGAAAGGUUAUUAAAGCUAGAUGUUAGCACUCCACAGCAAGAUAUUGAAGAUGCUGAGGAAACUGCUAAUAAUUCUGAUAGUGAGGAGAAAUCUACAGAGAAAGGACUGUUUGACAUGGAGGAAGAUGUAGAAACAAAACAGAACAAAGUUGCCUCUUCUGGUAGCGAGAGAAUGGCCCAUCCACUUGCAGAGCGCCUGGACAUUUUGAUGACUAUUCUAUUUGCUUAUAUUAAAGAUGUCUGCCAUGUAGAUGGCAAGCUUGAUAUUGGCAAGACAAAAGAUUUGUAUCGGGACCUGGUUUCUGUUUUUGACAAGCUCAUUUUACCAACACAUGCAUCGUGUCAUGUACAGUAUUUCAUGUUUUACAUUUGUAGCUUCAAAUUGGGGUUGGCUGAGGCGUUUUUAGAUCAUCUUUGGAGAAAACUGCAUGAUCCAAACAAUCCUUCAGUGAUCAGACAGACUGCUGGGAGUUACAUCGGCAGCUUCUUGGCUAGAGCUAAAUUUAUUCCUGUUGUUACAGUAAAAGCAUGCCUGGAUCUCCUGGUUAACUGGAUGCACAAAUACAUCGAUAAUCAGGAUACGGGCACUAAUGCUUACUGUGAUGUAGCUCUCCAUGGGCCAUUUUAUUCCACGUGUCAGGCGGUAUUCUAUACACUUGUUUUCCGUCACAAGCAACUUUUGGAAGGCAACUUAAGGAAAGGUCUGUCUUAUCUACAGAGUUUAAAUUUUGAGCGCAUUGUUAUGUGUCAGCUAAACCCUCUGAAGAUUUGUAUACCAUCUGUUGUUAACUUGUUUGCAGCUAUUACCAGGAAAUACCAGCUAGUGUUCUGCUACACAAUUAUUGAGAGGAACAAUAGACAGUUUAUACCAGUUGUUCGAAGUGGCACUGGGGGUGACUUGGUGCAGACUUGUACUAACCCACUGGACAGUUUCUUCCCCUUUGAUCCCUACAUACUUAAAAGAUCAAAGAAGACCAUUGAACCUUUUUAUCAGUUUUGGGAAGAAUUGAGUGCUGAAGAUCUUGAGAAUCUGAAAAAGCCUAUUAAAAGGGGUACUUCUGAAGAUGAAGAUGAUGACUUUUUGAAAGGAGAAACUCCUCAGAAUGAUGGCAUGGUUGGAAUUGCUCCAAAUUCUUACGAGUCAAAUACCCGGAGCCCAGUGAGCCCCACAGGCUCCCCUCUGGACUGUUAUGUGCAAUACCCACACUGACCUGCAGGAACAGAAGUGAACGGGUUAAAAUUGUGUGCAAUUUUCUGCUCUUCAAAGAGACUUUAACUCAAAUUUCUGAACUGGCAAAUGUUUAAGUAACUGCAUUGAAGAAAAAAUGUUUCUUAAUCAGAUUUCUACAGAUACAUUAUGAGAAAUUCAUAUGUUCCUAGAAAAAUCUAGUGAAUAAAUAGGGUGGUAUUUUACAAAUUUCACAUUGAAAUGUUUUUUAUGACUUCAAGGGUUUUGUAUAGUUUAUUUUCUUGAAUUCAGAAGCUUUUGUUUACUAAUUUUUCUCUACAAGGCUUUGUAUAUUGAGGUGAAGUUCUGGGCUUUCUUCCUGUUUAUUUCUGCAGCACUGGGAUUCUAAUGUUAGCGUUUAACCCAUGCUCUGCUGGCUGUGGUUUUGAGUUAGUUUCAAAGGAAUGGUAUGAAACUGUGCCAGGGAAGCUGUGAAUCCAGUCUGACUUCUAUUCUUUUUGCACACAUCCCUUAAGUGUUUCCCACCUGUAGAAUAGUGUUUCGUGAAGCCAUUUGUAGUGGAGAAUAUAUUUGGGUGAUGAGCAUUGUCACUGUUUAAAUAUAUAGCUGACAAAACUUUUCUGAACGGAUGGUUGCUGGAAGUGUUGAAAAUGACCGAGUAAGUGACUGUAUGAUUUGUAGAUAGCUUUCUCUGAGAUGCCAAAGAAGCGCUCUGAGAUAUUUAUUU
Molecule: messenger RNA, 2571 nt
Organism: Nothoprocta perdicaria
Lineage: Eukaryota; Metazoa; Chordata; Aves; Tinamiformes; Tinamidae
Gene: RRN3
Product: RRN3 homolog, RNA polymerase I transcription factor
Exons: 17
Coding region: 15-1865 (616 amino acids)
Biological process (GO): transcription initiation at RNA polymerase I promoter
Cellular component (GO): nucleus
Molecular function (GO): RNA polymerase I core binding; RNA polymerase I general transcription initiation factor activity
Source: RefSeq, a predicted model, not a curated record